CUCUUUCUGGAUCAAGAGUGAAAUUAAAAUCCCUAUAUUGGGCCCAUUAGAUAAUUAGGCCCGUUUGGUGAGUAAAGAACACAGCGAAGCCUCUUUCUGAAUCAGAAGUAAAACAAAAAGGUGGAAUCUUUUCAAAAUUCAUAUCCCCUCUCUAGCCUCGCUUCUUCGCUUUCUUCAAUUCGAGAGGAAGUGAGCACACAACAAUGGCGAAGAACGAGAACGGCUACGAGAGCUUGCUAGCUUCACUGAUCGUCGACAUCAAGUCAUACUCCGGAAAAGACCAUCUUCUUCCCUGGAUCCGAGGUAUUAAGAAGAUGAAAGAGAGCUUGCCGUCUCAGAUACUGAACGAGAAGCUGCCUCGGUUUCUCCAGAAAUGUGCACAGUCAUUUGAGUCUGAUAAGAGAUAUAGGAACGAUUCUCGGUAUAUUCGUGUUUGGUUGCAGCUGAUGGACUUUGUAGAUGAUCCAAAAGCUUUGUUAAGGAGUAUGGAAGCAAACAGUGUAGGGACCAAGAGGUCUUUGUUCUACCAGGCGUAUGCUCUCCAUUAUGAAAAGUUGAAGAGGUUCGAGGAUGCUGAGAAAAUGUACCGUCUUGGUGUCCAAAACCUUGCAGAACCCAUGGAUGAGUUACAGAAAUCUUACUUGCAAUUCCUUAGUCGCAUGGAGAGGCACAAAAGGAAAAAGACACAGCGUCAAGAGCUAAAAGUGUCUGAAAAGCACCAGAAGGCUGAGAGGUCACAGAAGGAGCCUAGACUGGCCAUCAGUGAUGAAACGCCAGUGUUGAACUUUGUUGAUAAAGAAGCAGAAAAUGCUUGCCAUCACGGUUUGGUGGAUCCCACGAUAAACAUGAAAGAAGCCAUGAACGCAAUCAACAACAUGUUCAAAGAGCCUAUCGAAACUGCUCCGCUUCAGAGAAGCCAAGACAAAGAGAAUCAAGGCGGAUUUGAAGUUUUCGUGGAUGAGAAUCAAGGCUCCUUUGAGAUCUUCGUUGAUGAUGAAAACGAUGAUGAGACUACGGAUGACAACGAUGAGUCCGGAAAAGGUUUUGUCUUCCUCCAGCCAAGAGACCAUUCACCUGAAAGCUCUGGAGAAGCAGACAGAAACAACAGUCCUCCUCGAGCUAGGUUCAGAGAAGACACAGUUGUUCGCAGGUUUGUUGGUUCAGCCAUCUCAGAAGAGCCAGCUGUUGAAAACGUCUGCCACCAUGGCCUUGUGGACCCUACGGUCAACUUAAAGGAAGCUAUGGAGGAUAUAAACAACAUGUUUGGCGAACCGAUAGAUUUUGUUAGACCCAACCGCUCUAAAAACAAGGAAAAAGCAGUAGUACAAGAGAAGAAACCAGAUGCUGCUGCAGGUUUCUCAAUACUUGAGGAUGAUGAUGAUGAAGCUGAGGAACACAAAGGUACAAGCCAAAAGCUGACUGAGAUAUCGCCUGGAAAAGCAAACGAGCGUGAUCUGUUUGAGCCAACAGUGUGCACAAAAGUAGCUUUGGAUGAGAUCAACAAACUGUUUGCAAUGCCAAUGGACUUCUAAGGAACAAGGUACUCUAUGUUUACUCUCAUAGAGGCAAUGUCUGGGGUUUGCGUUCUUGCUUUAAUAUACUUCUCUGUUGUGUAAUGGUGAGAACCAUUUGUUGUUGUUGUUUUACCUAUGUUUGUCUUAAAUUGAAGAAAUGUUUUAUUUUUUCAAAAAAAAAAAUAUUGUUAGUGCAUGAUCU
Molecule: messenger RNA, 1716 nt
Organism: Brassica oleracea var. oleracea
Lineage: Eukaryota; Viridiplantae; Streptophyta; Magnoliopsida; Brassicales; Brassicaceae
Product: probable inactive serine/threonine-protein kinase bub1
Exons: 5
Coding region: 204-1532 (442 amino acids)
Biological process (GO): mitotic spindle assembly checkpoint signaling; meiotic sister chromatid cohesion, centromeric
Molecular function (GO): protein kinase activity
Source: RefSeq, a predicted model, not a curated record